Molecule: messenger RNA, 2021 nt
Organism: Cuscuta epithymum
Lineage: Eukaryota; Viridiplantae; Streptophyta; Magnoliopsida; Solanales; Convolvulaceae
Source: the annotation of a GenBank genome assembly
UGGAAAUUUGACCUUGGAAAUUUUCAGGACAGUCCUCCACUCCUCGUACCUUAGCGAACCUGCGGUAGGUUUGUGAGUGCCUGAGUUGUCUGCAAAUGGCGGGAAGACACAAUUCCAUUAUCCCGGGAAGCUCAAAAUCCAGAUCUCCGUUGUUGAUAUUCCUUCUCGCCCUUCUGCCGCUAUCCUUCAUCUUCUACAUAUUUUCAUCCUCUUCUGAUUCCGUGACCAGCUCCAUCGCAAUCCGCCCCGUCCCAAACCCUAACUCAGAAGUUGAUUACUCAUUCGUGUCCUCGCUCGAGAAGUUCCUCGCAAAAUCUCCUCGAUCAUUGAGUGUCAGCGAUGACUCAGUGCUCGAUACAAUUAUCGCAGGGGAUGUGCAAAAGUUAGAUGAUUUGAAAUGGAAGAAGGAGAUUCAGAGUUUAUACGAAGAACAGUUCUAUCCUGCCUUUUCGCCUAUUAAGGUUUAUGUCUACGAAAUGCCUAAGAAGUUCACUUACGAUUUGCUCUGGUUGUUCCGCAAUACGUACAAAGAGACAGGUAAUCUUACUUCGAAUGGCAGUCCUGUGCACAGGUUGAUUGAGCAACAUUCAAUUGAUUACUGGUUAUGGGCGGAUUUGAUAGCGCCAGAAUCAGAAAGGCUGUUGAAGAAUGUGGUUAGAGUGCAUAAGCAGGAAGAAUCAGACCUAUUCUACAUACCGUUUUUCACUACCAUCAGCUUUUUCUUGCUUGAAAAACAGCAAUGCAAGGCUCUUUAUAGGGAAGCCUUGAAAUGGGUUAUGGAUCAACCUGCAUGGAAGCGGUCCGAGGGAAGAGAUCAUAUCCUUCCUGUCCAUCACCCUUGGUCUUUCAAGUCUGUUCGCAAAUUUAUGAAGAAUGCAAUUUGGUUGCUUCCUGAUAUGGAUUCAACAGGGAACUGGUACAAACCAGGACAGGUUUAUCUCGAGAAGGACCUGAUACUUCCUUAUGUUCCCAAUCUUGACCUUUGUGAUGCCAAAUGCUUAUCAGAGAAUGAAAAUAAGAGAAGCACACUGCUGUUUUUUCGUGGGAGGCUUAAAAGAAAUGCUGGAGGAAAAAUACGUGCCAAGCUUGUAUCAGAACUUAGUGGUACUCAGGGAGUGCUUAUAGAGGAAGGGACUACUGGAGAUGCUGGAAAGGCAGCAGCUCAGACUGGCAUGCGCAAGAGUUUGUUUUGCCUUAGUCCUGCUGGUGACACUCCAUCAUCAGCGAGAUUAUUUGAUGCAAUUGUUAGUGGCUGCAUUCCGGUCAUAAUAAGUGAUGAACUAGAGCUUCCUUUUGAGGGAAUUCUUGAUUAUCGUAAGAUUGCUUUACUUGUACCUUCCAGUGAUGCAGUGCAGCCGGGGUGGCUCCUUUCAUUUCUGAGAAAUGUUAGUACUUCUCAAAUCAGAGAUAUGCAAAUGAACUUAGCUAAGUAUUCAAGGCAUUUUUUGUAUUCUCAUCCUGCUCAACCUUUGGGCCCAGAAGAUUUGGUCUGGAGAAUGAUGGCAGGAAAAUUGGUUAACAUUAAACUUCACACCAGGAGGAGGCAGCGUGUUGUGAAAGAAUCAAGAAGUCUCUGCACCUGCGAUUGCAGACGUCCCAAUACUACGACGCCAGAUUAUACCGUGGGAUCGGUACACCAUGAGCAUGGUUGAUAGAGAGCAGGUCGCGGAACAGCUAGCGAAGACCCAGGCUGAGGAGCGGCCGAAACCGUUGUUGGUCUAUCGAAGGCGCGGACGGGAGGGACCCACUUCCGUGGGCUGAAUAAUUUAGUAGUCUCUUAGUUAUUUAAUUAUUGCCUUUAGUAGUCUCCUAGUUAUUUAAUAAUUGCCUUAUGUUUCCUAGUUUUUAUUUAAUUAUGUUUCAUAGUUUAAUUAAUAAGGUUUCCUAGUCUGUUUAGAAAUUCUACCCUACGCAGGAUGCCUAGGUUAUUUAUAUCUCUCAAAAGGAAUGGUUUGAGGGCAGGAUUAUUAUUGAGAAUAAAGUAUUAAUUGAGCUUUAAGCUUGGGCAACGGUUAACCCCG